This is a messenger RNA of Anarrhichthys ocellatus (wolf-eel), 5181 nucleotides long. RefSeq names its product low density lipoprotein receptor class A domain containing 4b (gene ldlrad4b). The record is from RefSeq and is a predicted model, not a curated record. Bases 2736 to 3710 code for a protein of 324 amino acids. Gene Ontology annotation, cellular component: Golgi membrane; early endosome membrane. The transcript is spliced from 6 exons. NCBI's taxonomy places the organism in Eukaryota, Metazoa, Chordata, Actinopteri, Perciformes, Anarhichadidae. Gene Ontology annotation, biological process: negative regulation of transforming growth factor beta receptor signaling pathway. Gene Ontology annotation, molecular function: R-SMAD binding.
UACGUCUCUGGUAGCAGCAGCGACCUGUCAAUCACAGUAAGCCCGCCCUAAAGCAUACUCUGCUUUAUGGUCUUUAUGGAAGCCACCGAUACCCCCCAGAUAUGAGUUUGUCUUACAAGGAGGAUGUAUUGGGACAUUUCCUGAUAUUAUGUAUCCUUCCAGACCUCGUGACACUCAGAUGACCUGGCUGACUUCAUACUUCAUCCUCGUGAGCAGGCGGAGAAUGUGAAGAAAACCACCGUUUUACCGUAAAGAGAGAGAUUUGAUAUCUUUGCAAACAGUAAGCUGCUACUGUCCAAGAACAGGACAAGAUAAGACGGCAUAGACGCUUCUGCAGGACCCUGUUUUUGCACCACUUCAAAAAAUGUGUAACUCACUCUCUCUUUCUGUCUCUCUCACUCUCACACACACACACGCACACACACAGUCUUAACGAGGUUUCUCCUCUGUCCUUUGCACAUUUUGCGCCUGUCUUUCAUUCGUUCGACUGUGCCGUGAGUCGGGCUGCAGAAACUGCCGCCACAAGGACGUUCCUGAGCUGUUCAUCCACGCUGUCUUCUAGUUGUUGGAAAAAACUAGAAGAAUGAAAUGCUACUUUUUUUUUAGGUCCGUUGGGGCGCUUCGCGUGCACAGAUUCCUCUUUGUUCCUCACACCUGCGCCUCAUAUUGUGACUACGUGCCGUGAGCCUGACCGUGACGGCAGUGACCGGAGAAGAGAAUAAGUGGAGCUGCUUCGCUGUCAAGGAUUUUCUGCAGAAUGUCGUCAGCGUGCUAGUUUGGUGACUUACUGAUGUUUUGUUUGUUUAAGGUUGCAUGUUGACCAUGACACAAUGUAACAUUACAUCCUGAAGAAGGGACGAAUAAAAAUAUACUCGGUACGUCUGUCUUCAUCUAAUGUCAUUGAACUGUGCGGGUUUUCCUUCUCUUACAAUCGUCCGCUUUGUGCGACUUAUUCCAGGAGGAAAGCUUUUCUUUUUGCCAGAACUUCAACUUUUUCUUUCACAACCAAAACUGUCGCAGAACUCACUUUGCCUUUUGAAGGAAAGUCAAAGAGGUGAUUUGGUCGGUCGUGAGUGAUUGCCGGUCAUUACCAAAGCUGUUCUAACGUAUAACCCAACCUUGUUUCCAACUGUGCCGCAACUCCGGCCACAAAAUAUCCCCAAAUCAGUCGGCGGGCCUUGUGUGUUCACUCUGUGCCUCUGGCUGCACUUUAUACAAGACCGUUGGAUGAUUUAUGUAUUCAGACAUUUAUUAUUUAUAUAUCUAAGCACUUGCGUAGUGUUUAAUGCAGGCUCUGAGUUCUCAAAUGCAAGGCUUAGAAAUGUGACAUCGUCUCGGUACACAGAUUUUUCAUACAAAUCAUGCAAAUCUGAUAUGGAGAUAUGUUUUUGUAAUUGGAGUUCUGUUUAUUUAAUUCUUGCUGGCAUUAGAAAGUUCUUUGACUUGGAGAAACUUGCAGAACUCUGAAAUUGGGACUGCUGAUGCCACAUAAAUGCAAAUUAGCAGAUGACGUCCCGUUCGCCCUCAGGACAGGAGCAACAUUUUUAAAUCGUGAAAGAAGAAAUCUGCUAGCUGGCAUUCUGUAAGGAAUCCCACACACCCCUGUUUUUAACAAAGGAUGUAACAUUGGAAAAUGUCUCUUCAGUGAUGCUCGUACCGAACUCCGUGGCACAAGAAGCCGAGCGGUUCAACACCAUCACAAGCUGCUUCCUUGAGUCUGCUGCAGGCCGUUUGACUUUUCCUCCUGUCAAUCUCCUUCUGUUCGCUCACGAAGCCCUCCAUAACCACACACACCCACCCUCUCCACUGCUGAGCUCCUUCUCCCAGCCUCCACGCUUCGUGACACCCGCCUCUUGUCCACCAUCCAGGCUCGAGCACCGGACCGGCGGUGAGGUUUCCAUGACCAGCCCUCCCUCUGGACCACACUCCCCUGAAAACAUCCAGCCUCGCUAUGUCUCCUAAAGCUCACCUAUUCAGAGCUGCUUUACUCUGUGGUGCCAGUGUGAGGGAGACUCGUGCUGAGCCUGGGACUGCAGCAGCAACGGGACAAAAGACAUAAGAGGAGAAAGAGAGGAAAACCCACCACCACCACCACCACCAGCAAAAGAGCUCGGAGAGUCGGAGGAGCCGGCGUGUUGAUUAGAGGAGAGUUUAGGAGACAAACCUGACUGUGAAGGAGACAGAGGCAGACUGAGAGGUAUACAGAUUAUUAGCCUGCAGCAAGACACGUUGUAAAAAGUGAGAGAGGGCCAAAAAUUCAUGUUACAGGCCGUGGCUGCAGGACUGCUGCUGGGAGGAUAGGGAUCAACCACACCCACGCUGCAACUUCCUACACCUUCAUCCGUCCUCUCCUAACCCGAAUCAGUGUCUCAAAACCUACACAAACCCCUCCAUCCCCUCCUUUAGUGCUCCUCUUUCUUUUUGGCCAUCACCACGUUGCUCUGCAGAAACGACAGUUCAAUCAUCACACGGACUAGUUAACCGGUCCGCUCUCAGAGCUCCAGAGUGACUGAAGCGACGGUCGCCCGUUGCGGAGCUCGACAGACAGCGGCCUCCCGUUCCCUCUCACAUGGACUGUUGAUGAAGAAAGAUGGCAGUGAGACCGGCAGGCGCCGCCCCUUCCUCUCGGCCACCCUCCCUCCCCCCAGCGGCCGUGGCUCGGACCGGUUGAGGUUUGUCCGUUGGCAUCCAUCGCAGCAUCGGCAGCAGCUUGGCAGAGUGCGGGAAGGAGCAGUAUGCAGGAAACUGACUUACCGGCCACAAACGCCUUUAAAGAGUGCAAGUUCCACUGCACCAAUGGGAAUUGUUUGCGUCUGGGCUCGCUGAUCUGCAACCAGCUGAAUAACUGCGGGGACAACAGCGAUGAGGAGAACUGCCCCGUGGUCACCCAGCACCCUCCGCCGGGCAUCUUCAACUCUGAACUGGAGUUUGUUCAGAUCGUCAUCAUCAUCGUGGUGAUGACAGUGAUGGUGGUGGUGAUCAUCUGCCUGCUCAACCACUACAAGCUCUCCACCUGGUCCUUCAUAACACGGCAGAGCCAGGCCCGCAGGCACGACCAUGCCCUGCAGCAGGACGGGUGUCUGUGGCCUUCAGACAGCAGCUCUCGACAAGGUGCCUCGGAGGUGUUAUAUGCUCCCCAGGCCAGGGAUCGCUUCACCGCUCCCUCCUUCAUGCAGCGCGACCGCUUCAGUCGCUUCCAGCCCACCUACCCCUACCUGCAGCACCAGAUCGACCUGCCGCCCACCAUCUCGCUGUCGGAUGGCGAGGAGCCGCCGCCCUAUCAGGGGCCCUGCACCCUGCAGCUCCGCGACCCCGAGCAGCAGAUGGAGCUCAACCGGGAGUCGGUGAGGGCGCCGCCCAACCGGACCAUCUACGACAGUGACUUGAUCGACAUGGGGGGCGGCGGCGGUGGUCUGGCAGGGGUGGGGGGAGGUGGGGGUGGAAUAGGAGGAGGCGGCCCGAGGCCGCCGAGCAGUAACUCGGGCAUUAGUGCGGCCAACUCCAGCAGCCACGGGCGCAUGGAGGGCCCCCCGCCGGCGUACAGCGAGGUGAUGGGCCACUACCCCGGCUCGGCGUUCUUUCUACACCAGCACAGCAAUAACCAGAGGGUGGGGGGGCCGGGGAGUAGGACGAUCCAGCAGCAGAGCCAAUCAGAAAGCACAAUAGUACCUGCCAAGGCCAAGGACGGCCAACCGGAGGACCUGGUGUGAAGAGAAGGGUCGGGGGCAGGUGGGGGCCUCCCACCCCUGACUGAAAGCUGUCUCUCUAUCGCGCUCUCUCUCUCUCCGUCUCUCUCAUGUCCGCUCUCCACACUCCCAUGCACAACUAAAUAUCAACCAUAGCUACAACAAAACAAGGAAAAAGGAACCAAGAGUUGAUUUCCUUUCAGUGUUUUUUCCAAUGUAAGUCAUCCGAACAGCUGGCACUGCUGGGGCAGGAUGUAUGCACUGCAUGGAGAGCUUUUUUAGAAAGAAACUGCUAGCACAGAUUGAAACAAUUUGAGCUUUUUUUUUUCUUUUCGUCCCCUCGAGCGACAGCUCUGUCCCCGUGGAACUAAGGAUGAUGUUUAUUUCAUAUAUUUUUUUAUUUUUUCUGGACCGGGAUCUGUGCACAAAGCGAGAACUGAGAAUCAAGGACUUACAGAGAAAACGACAAAACAAGAGACUCACAAACCCAAAUCUUAGUGCCAAGGUCCACGAGGAAGCAAAGUGUGCGGGGUGGGGGGGAGUGGUGUGUGACUCCUAACAUUCAAAACACACACAAAAAAAAGAAAAGUUACCUAAAAGUUGCACUAUCUUUUUGUUGUAAAAGAGAAGAGGGAAAUGAUGCUAUGUGAUGAUAAUGAUGUGUCCUUUUUUUUCUUUUCUUUUUUUUUUUCGUCCUUUUCAUGAAUGGAUCGACUGACUGAACUUUGCCUCCAAAGUCAUUUAAACUGUUGGGAGCAAAAAACAAAACCAACAACAAGUAUUAUAAGCUUAUGUCCUUCCGUUUUUUGAAAACGGCAAGAAAUACUCGUACCCAGCCUACAACUCUGUCUGCUUACACCACAGGCACAGUGAGACUUAGUAAGAGAACAACCUUGUACCGCUCACGUCCAAGGAAGAACUGCCCGGUGACCAGCCGCUGGGUGGACGGGACAUUUCCUACUUCCUCUGGUGGUUUGUUACAAGAUUUGGAGAUGUGUUUUUCCAAACCAGAGUAGUUCCUAAGCUCAACUGCUUGGAGAGAUCCGACACGCUCCGUGCUAACGAAUCAAGUUAACCAAGAAUAACAUAACUCAAUAAAAAUAAUCAUUUCAAAGAACAUAUCUUAAGUGUCCAUCCAGCAGCGCGGUCACAGCAGAUCCUUCAACUCUGUCCCCCGACCUCUGAGCACCUUGACACUUCCUCUUUCCUGCGUCCCCCGUCCCCCCCCAUAUCUUCUCCCACCGCUCAUCUCUACAUGCACAGUUCAUUCUGCCAACAGCCACACUGAACACGAACCCCCUGCCGCCAUGACAACGAAACAAAAAACGGAAGGAUCGGCUCUCCGUCUUCACAUUUCUAAAGACACACACACACGCAUAAAACAUACAAAUAAAACCGACACAAAGGGAAGAUUCCUGUCUGCAUCCGCCAGCACAGCGAUCAGGUCCUAGAUGAGGAACUGUCUGGUCGAAGUCAAAGGGCUAUGGGAUGGGUC